AUGGGUUACAAAUUUUUAAAGCUUGCAACCUCAUCAGCGAAGGGAAGCAGUUUACGUAUUGCAGCAAGACAAUAUGCAACAACACACGAUGCCGAUAUUGUCGUUAUUGGUUCAGGCCCUGGCGGUUAUGUAGCGGCUAUUAAAGCAGCCCAACUGGGCAUGAAGACCAUUUCUGUUGAGAAAGAUCCAACUCUUGGAGGAACAUGCUUAAAUGUUGGCUGCAUUCCAUCUAAAGCCCUUUUGCACAACUCUCAUCUAUACCACAUGGCUAAGCAUGACUUCAAGAAUCGAGGUAUUGAAGUGGGGAAUAUCUCAUACAACUUUGAAACAAUGAUGAAAUACAAGGAGAAUGCAGUAAAGGCAUUAACUGGUGGCAUUGGUAUGCUGUUCCAGAAAAACAAGGUUCAAUUGGUCAGAGGUGUAGGUUCUAUUGCUGCACCGAAUAAGGUUGAAGUAAGAGGUGAGAAAGGUGUUGAAACAAUCAAUACCAAAAAUAUUCUGAUUGCCACUGGUUCGGAAGUGACACCAUUUCCUGGAGUUACCAUUGAUGAGAAGCAAAUCAUAACAUCAACUGGCGCUCUAUCCCUCACAUCUGUACCUAAGAAAAUGUUAGUGAUUGGAGCAGGUGUUAUUGGAUUAGAACUUGGCUCCGUGUAUCAAAGGCUGGGAGCUGAAGUUACUGCCAUUGAAUUCCUGGAAAGUAUUGGAGGUGUUGGAAUUGAUGGAGAAGUAUCUAAAGCCCUGCAGAAAAUUCUUGCAAAGGAAGGCAUGAAGUUCAAACUUGGCACGAAAGUAUUGGCAGUCAAAAAAGAGGGUAAUAUUGUGAAAGUUGAUGUGGAAUCAGCAAAAGGGGGCAAGAAAGAAACGCUGGAAUGUGAUGUAGUUCUAGUCUCUAUUGGAAGACGACCUUACACUAAAGGUCUGGGAUUAGAAAAAGUGGGCAUCGCGUUAGAUGACCGUGGUCGUGUACCCGUCAACAACAAAUUCCAAACAACAGUUCCUGGAAUAUACGCAAUUGGUGAUUGCAUUCAUGGCCCUAUGUUGGCCCACAAAGCUGAGGAUGAAGGCAUUGUGUGUGUUGAGGGUAUUAAGGGCAUGCCUGUACACUUUAACUAUGAUGCCAUUCCAUCCGUGAUCUACACAAGUCCAGAAGUAGGCUGGGUUGGCAAAUCCGAGGAAGAUCUUAAGAAGGAGGGUAGGGCGUACAAAGUGGGUAAAUUCCCGUUCCUCGCCAACUCCCGGGCUAAGACUAAUGGAGAGCCUGAUGGCUUCGUUAAAGUACUCGCCGAUAAAGCCACGGAUGUAAUCCUUGGUACACACAUCAUUGGCCCUGGUGGCGGUGAAUUGAUCAAUGAGGCUGUACUGGCUCAAGAGUAUGGCGCUGCCGCCGAAGAUGUCGCCAGAGUUUGCCACGCUCAUCCCACUUGCUCAGAGGCGCUCCGCGAAGCUAACUUGGCCGCAUACUUUGGAAAACCAAUCAAUUUC
Iphiclides podalirius (scarce swallowtail) is the source of this 1485-nucleotide messenger RNA. Lineage: Eukaryota; Metazoa; Arthropoda; Insecta; Lepidoptera; Papilionidae. The record is from the annotation of a GenBank genome assembly.